Molecule: messenger RNA, 3411 nt
Organism: Eubalaena glacialis (North Atlantic right whale)
Lineage: Eukaryota; Metazoa; Chordata; Mammalia; Artiodactyla; Balaenidae
Gene: NFIX
Product: nuclear factor I X
Exons: 10
Coding region: 87-1472 (461 amino acids)
Biological process (GO): regulation of transcription by RNA polymerase II
Cellular component (GO): nucleus
Molecular function (GO): DNA-binding transcription factor activity, RNA polymerase II-specific; RNA polymerase II cis-regulatory region sequence-specific DNA binding
Source: RefSeq, a predicted model, not a curated record
CAGAGCCGGAGCCCGAGCGCGGCCGCCGCCUGCCGGGCCUCCCCUCGCCGCGGCCGGCCGCCGCGCUCCCGCCCGGGAGCCCAGCUAUGUACUCCCCGUACUGCCUCACCCAGGAUGAGUUCCACCCGUUCAUCGAGGCGCUGCUGCCUCACGUCCGCGCCUUCUCCUACACCUGGUUCAACCUGCAGGCGCGGAAGCGCAAGUACUUCAAGAAGCACGAGAAGCGGAUGUCGAAAGACGAGGAGCGGGCGGUGAAGGACGAGCUGCUGGGCGAGAAGCCCGAGAUCAAGCAGAAGUGGGCAUCCCGGCUGCUGGCCAAGCUGCGCAAAGACAUCCGGCCCGAGUUCCGAGAGGACUUUGUGCUGACCAUCACGGGCAAGAAGCCCCCCUGCUGUGUGCUCUCCAACCCCGACCAGAAGGGCAAGAUCCGGCGGAUUGACUGCCUUCGCCAGGCCGACAAGGUGUGGCGGCUGGACCUGGUCAUGGUGAUUUUGUUUAAGGGGAUCCCCCUGGAAAGUACUGACGGGGAGCGGCUCUACAAGUCGCCCCAGUGCUCGAACCCCGGCCUGUGCGUGCAGCCACAUCACAUUGGAGUCACAAUCAAAGAACUGGAUCUUUAUCUGGCUUACUUUGUCCACACUCCGGAAUCCGGACAAUCAGAUAGUUCAAACCAGCAAGGAGAUGCGGACAUCAAACCACUGCCCAACGGGCACUUAAGUUUCCAGGACUGUUUUGUGACUUCCGGGGUCUGGAAUGUGACGGAGCUGGUGAGAGUAUCACAGACUCCUGUUGCGACAGCAUCAGGGCCCAACUUCUCGCUGGCAGACCUGGAGAGUCCCAGCUACUACAAUAUAAACCAGGUGACCCUGGGGCGGCGGUCCAUCACCUCCCCUCCUUCCACCAGCACCACCAAGCGCCCCAAGUCCAUCGAUGACAGCGAGAUGGAGAGCCCUGUCGACGACGUCUUCUAUCCUGGCACAGGCCGCUCCCCAGCAGCUGGCAGCAGCCAGUCCAGCGGGUGGCCCAACGAUGUGGAUGCAGGGAGCCCACGGGCCACAGCAUCAGCGCUGCACUUCCCCUCCACAUCCAUCAUCCAGCAGUCGAGCCCAUACUUCACGCACCCGACCAUCCGCUACCACCACCACCAUGGGCAGGACUCGCUGAAGGAGUUUGUGCAGUUUGUGUGCUCGGAUGGCUCGGGCCAGGCCACCGGACAGCCCAACGGUAGCGGCCAGGGCAAAGUCCCGGGGUCAUUUUUGCUACCACCGCCGCCUCCAGUGGCCAGACCUGUGCCCCUUCCUAUGCCUGAUUCCAAAUCCACCAGCACUGCCCCAGACGGCGCCGCCUUGACUCCUCCAUCACCUUCAUUCGCAACGACAGGCGCCUCCUCUGCCAACCGGUUUGUCAGCAUCGGACCCCGGGACGGCAACUUUCUGAACAUCCCACAGCAGUCUCAGUCCUGGUUCCUCUGAUAAGAUCGACAAAAGAAAUGGCAAAAUGAAAAGAAGAGGUUCCUCAAAAGGGGGGAGAAGAAAUUUUGAGACGUGGAAAAAUCCCCCAGCCCAGCCCAGCCCCACCGAAAAGCAAAAAUUAGACGUCGUCAGCCACUCAGCCCUUCUCUCCUCCAGCCCGGGGACCCCUGCAGGCCCCCAGAAGCAGCUCAGUUCUCGGAGAGCCUCAGAAGAGGUCUCGGUGGAGCUGUGCACCAGCAGCCAAGCAGAAAGAAACAUGCAAAACGGACUCUGUCAAGUAGAGGACAGAAAGAAAGGAUGCAGAACUGCCUUCCUCCCCCCACAUCCCGUCCCGGCCUUCUGGGGAAGGAGCAAAAUCCCCAAACAAAGCAACCAGCACAAUUCUGAAGGGGCCUGUCCCCCACCCUCACCCUUCCUAGGGGAACCCCACCCUCGACUAGGGCCGGAGCUUCACUAGGGAGCUCAGAGGACCAGCUUGUAAAGAUGAUGGGGUGCAGAUCCAGAGGGCUCUCCCCUCCAGACUCCACCCCCUCCCUCCCUCACUGCCUUUGCCUCUGGCUUCUUACCCCAGCUGCUCUGGACCGGGUGAGGCAGGGUAGCCUCGAUGUCCCUCUGCCCCACCCUCGGGCUAGAAGCCCCCCGACCCCGGCUGGGCAGGGGGCAUCUCCCGGAGCUAGUUUUGUGCUCCCAGAAUGGAGGGUGUUCUACCACCCGACCCUGAGCUGCAGGGGCAGUUCCCCGGGCCCCAAACCCCUCUGUACAGUCCAUAGGAAAAGGUCGGAAUGCUCUAGACAGCCCAUCCCAGCCUGGGACAGGUCCCCUCUUCCUUCUCUCCCAAGGCAGGCCAGGAAGGUCACCGUCCUGACAUGCUACAAGUGAGGGGAGGUGGGCCCCAGGUUGCCCCCACACCCCAGCCCCGCAUGCAGGUGCCCUCGCUCCGCCCCAUUGGUCCCUGCCCCUGCCCCUACGCAGACAGCCCUGCUGUGGCCGGGCCGGAGAGUGGAGCAGAAAGGGGACCCCGGAGUCGAGCGAGGAGGACGAGGCAGCCGCCGCUGCUGUCGGCUAAACCGCCACCUGCGCUAGGUAGGCGUCCUGCUUGCCGACUUUCAGUUCCUUUGGAGGGUGUUGGGUGUCGUCCUUUUUCAAAAGUGUUUUGGAGCUUUCUCUGCCCCCCCCCUUUCCCCCCACACCACCCCCAUGGCCACUUCUCUCUGGAUUUCAGCUGUAAUGUCUUUACUCUUUAUUUAGGGGUGGGGCAUUCAUUGUUUCGGUCUUUUGCUGUUGCAAUUGGGAACUCCUCCAUUUGAGCAACUUGGGAACAAUUUGGUUAACACACCACAAGAAGUAGCUCUCCCCCACCACCACCACAGCCCCUUCCUCCCCCAAGGGAUGGUUGGGGGCCUGUCCAGAGGGUCUUCAGAAGCCCCCCUGGGAGGGAGGGGAGCAAAAGCACACCCAGCCCGCCUCCAGGGUGUGACUUGGCCCCUCUGGCUUGUCUUUCUGUGCCUUACUCCCUCCUCCCUGCAUCUUGGCCCCCUUCUGGAGUCCUUGUGCCUCUCUCUCUCUUUCUCUCUCCUUCUUAACUGUAUGAAAACACAAAGCACAGGUCAGGAUCCUCUGAAAGUCAAUCAACCCAACGUUGCACCACAUAGGGGUGGGUUAUGGGCUUUAUUUAUUGUGAAUCUAGUUUGUGAGGCUGUGGCCCCAAGCAAAGGGAGGGAAGGAGGGGAGGGAGGUGGCUGGGGAGGAGAGGAGAGCUCUUACCUGCGGCAAAAGGGGCCAGCUUGAGUGGUGCCUCCUCCCCAGCUGGAAGCCACAAGGUGGCUGGCCCCAGGGGUGGCUUUUGUUGGAAGUUGAGCGAAGCCCCUCCCCCAUCCGCGUGCAGCCCUCGGGGAGGACCGGGUCUGAGAAGCAGGGGAUAGGGGAAUCCGCGGGAGCC